AUGGCGUCGACAAGCUGCCGGCCCGGUGCGGACAUGCAGUUUCUUGCCAUCGCGACCGGCCAGAUGUCACCUGAGGAGGCAUAUCCAACGGUUGAGAAUACUGAUAGAAUGUGGCGCGCCCGACUCGUGAAGAACGCACGCAGGCACGUAACCAUUGUCGCGAAACUGGGAAAUGAGAGCGCGACUUGCACUCUACCACAGGAUCUUGCUACAGGCGGUUCAGACGAGAUUGGGAAGCAGGUGGACGCUGCAGUAAACAGCCGCUGCGUGGUGACUAUGCACGAAUACGACUUCAUUGUCGUUGAGAUGAUGAUACAGCAUAUCCUCGACGUCGAAUACCAUCUAGACCAUACCCAGAAGCUCGACAACUACAAGUUGACACAUCUGAAGAAGGCCCAGCCUGGUAUCGAAGACGAUAGUAUUACGGUACGGGUUGACGAUACACCAACAGAGUUCCACCUCAAGGUAUACCUUUGCGCGAGAAAGAUGGACAUGCCGGUGCUCUGGCCCAUCGCUGCUACAAACUACCAUAACUCCCUCGUCGAGAGCCAGCCCACCGCCGAAGAGUUCGCCAACAUGCUGGAGAGAAACAAGUCGCACUUCGAGUCAGACUACACCAAAGGAGAACUCGUACACUUGAUCGCGGGUGACGUGUCUGCUGAUGGAGACGAUGGCGAGGUCAACGAUCACAUGGAGCAUGAGCUUCAAGGCUCACUCGUCAUAGAGACAGAGUGA
Molecule: messenger RNA, 735 nt
Organism: Alternaria arbusti
Lineage: Eukaryota; Fungi; Ascomycota; Dothideomycetes; Pleosporales; Pleosporaceae
Exons: 3
Coding region: 1-735 (244 amino acids)
Source: RefSeq, a predicted model, not a curated record